AUUGAUUAUUGAUCAUUGUGGGUGUUUAUGAAAACCUCUGUUUUUAAUUCUUUAGAAUUCAAGAUUUGGAUUUUCUUGUUGUACCUGUUAAUUGUUUUUUCUUUUUCUUGUUUUUGACUAUUCAGAUCAAGGCUUAAAUUCUGGACUAGUGUUUUGUAAAGCACUUCAUUUGUCUUGUCAGCUGGAACAUUCAUUCCCUUUUUGCAGAAUGAAAAAACAUUAAAUUCAUAUGAUUGCAUCAAGAAGAGAAAAAAAAAAUUAAAAAAUUUUGGUGGUUAAUUAGGAAGAGAAGAUGAUUUUUGCAAAGAUAUUAGAAUCAGAAAAGAGAAAUGUAAUUGUGGGAAUUCGAUUUGAUGGACAUAUUAGAGAGUUGUUGAAUUGGGCUAUUGUAAAAGUUGCAGAACCUGGAAAUAGAGUUAUUGCUCUACAUGUUUGUCGAAAUGCCGAAUCCAUUGCAAACGUUAAAUCGUCGUUGGACACUUAUCUUUAUGAUUACGAUGGAUUGUGUAAUAAAAAGCAGGUUGAUCUUAUUUCUGUGGUGACAGAAGGAAGUUCUAUUAGAAGAGUUUUGGUGAGGGAAGCAAAGAAUUAUGCUGCAUUAGCUGUAAUAGUAGGAACUUGCAAGCAUAGUACUCUUGGGGGCUGGACCUCAAUUGCUAAAUAUUGUGCGAAGAAGCUGCCUACCACUACUGAAGUUAUGGCAAUUGACAAUGGGAAAGUUUUGUUUAGAAGAACCUCUACUUCCCAACUCAAAGGUUCUUUUAGUGAUCCAAAACCAAGUCUUUAUCUAGAAAGAAUUUCUACUUUAAAGGAUUGCGAGUCUGAAUUUGGUGAAUCUGAGAUAUCGGAAUUUGGAAGGUUCAGUUGUGAAGUGACUAGAACUUUGGAGAGAUGGACAAAUGGUACACAGAACAUAAAAGAGGAAAAUACAAGUCCUUCAGGAAAACACAAGAAAGGUUCUCUUUCACUAGGUUCAGUUUCUCUUCCUACCGAAGAUUGUGCUGCUGCUACUACUACUCCUGGUUGGCCCCUUUUACAAACGACGAGCUCAUUGAAUGAACCUGUUAAAGUAAAAAGAAAGAUGUCGGUAGUGCAGUGGGUGAUGACCUUGCCAAAUAGAUCGAUGUUAGAUAGUCCUAAAUCAAAUUCUUCUCCGAAAGAGAACAAAAAUUCUUUUGGAAUGGAAAAUAGUUACUCCCUCAUGGAUUUUAUCGAAAAGGAAAGUGCAUCAGUUGGUAGCCAGCUGAUAAAAGAUUAUUUUGGCUGCAAAUGGUUUAGCUAUGAUGUUUUAAGAUCAUCCACUUCUAACUUCUCCUCGGAGAAGUUGAUCGGUAAAGGAGGGGAAAACAGUGUAUACAAAGCGGUCCUUUCUGAUGGAAAAUCAGUGGCGGUGAAGGUUUUGAGUUCAUCAGAGGAAGCAAGGAAGAAUUUCAGGCAGGAAAUGGACAUUAUGACCAGAGUGGAGCACAAGAAUAUAGCUCAUCUCCUUGGAAUUUGCAUAGAGGAUCCUGAUCUGAUAUCUGUUUAUGAUUUUCAUUCAAAAGGGAAUUUGGAAGAAAAUAUACAUGGAAGAACCAAAUCAGUAUUGCCAUGGGAAAGAAGAUUCAAAAUAGCCGUUGGAAUCGCAGAAGCUUUAAAUUACCUACACAAUGAAUGUCGAAGGCCUGUUAUUCACAGAGAUGUCAAGUCAUCAAACAUUCUUCUCAACGAUGAUUUUGAACCACAGCUAUCCGAUUUUGGGUUAGCGCUAUGGGGACCCACAAAGGCGUCGUUCUUGACUCAUAGGGAUGUGGUAGGAACAUUUGGUUAUCUAGCACCAGAGUAUUUUAUGUAUGGGAAAGUUAGCGAUAAGAUUGAUGUAUACUCCUUUGGAGUGGUUUUGCUGGAACUAUUAUCUGGGAGAAAAGCUAUUGGCUUUGAGAUUCCCAGUGGUCAAGAAAGUUUGGUUAUGUGGGCGAAACCUAAGUUAGAAAGCAGGAAUUUCAAUGCCAUUCUGGAUGAGAACUUGAAUGUAAAUAUUGAAGAUGAUCAAGUCCAAAGAAUGAUUCUUGCAGCAAGACUCUGUCUUACACAGGCAGCACGACUACGUCCUAACAUAAGCCAGAUCCUAAAGAUGUUGAAGGGGGAGAAAGAUGGGAAUGAAGAAGCAAUUGCUAGAAACAACAAUACAGAAGAAUAUAAUGAUGAUGAAGUAUAUCCAGAUUCAAGUGCAGAGUCUCAUUUAAGUCUUGCAUUUCUUGAUGUUAAUUAUGAUAAUUCGACAUGUUUCAGCAGUAGUCAAGACCAAAGCAGUCCUCUUUCUUCAGUAGAUGAAUAUUUGAGAAAAAGAUGGAGUAGAUCAUCAAGCUCUGAAUAUUAGUAGCUUUUAAUUAAUUUACAAUGUGAUU
Messenger RNA from Solanum stenotomum, 2387 nucleotides. RefSeq names its product protein kinase STUNTED-like. The transcript is spliced from 10 exons. Lineage: Eukaryota; Viridiplantae; Streptophyta; Magnoliopsida; Solanales; Solanaceae. Bases 293 to 2359 code for a protein of 688 amino acids. Gene Ontology annotation, molecular function: protein kinase activity; ATP binding. The record is from RefSeq and is a predicted model, not a curated record. Gene Ontology annotation, biological process: protein phosphorylation.